Pollicipes pollicipes is the source of this 1992-nucleotide messenger RNA. RefSeq names its product eukaryotic translation initiation factor 3 subunit D-like. The record is from RefSeq and is a predicted model, not a curated record. Gene Ontology annotation, biological process: translational initiation. Gene Ontology annotation, molecular function: translation initiation factor activity. Gene Ontology annotation, cellular component: eukaryotic translation initiation factor 3 complex; cytoplasm. NCBI's taxonomy places the organism in Eukaryota, Metazoa, Arthropoda, Thecostraca, Pollicipedomorpha, Pollicipedidae.
GCGCAGUGACAGCGUGUGAGGUCGGCGCGUUUGCAUAAUGUUCUUCGAAAGUUAGAGCGGAUCUGCGGAAUCCGUUCUCCUGGUGGAGAAGCCCCAGAUAUAUUCAGAUUGCACUGUUGAAACCAGUUUACCGCACAAUGGCCAAGUUUGUGCCACCCAAGGUGCAGAUCAGCGAGAGCGGCUGGGGGCCGGCGGCCACAGUGGACCGCUUUUCUGACAUGCCAUACCAGCCAUUCUCCAAGGGAGACCGCAUUGGCAAGGUGGCCGAACUGUCGGCGCGCGAGGGCGCCUUCCAGGACCGCCGCUACGGCAAUAAAUACAACUCGCAGUUCGGGGGCGGCAGCCAAUACGCCUACCUGCACGAAGAGGACGAAGACAGCUUCAAACUGGUGGUGCAGCCUAAGGUGCCCAAGCCAAUGUUCCGCGGCCGCUACCAGCGCAACUUCCGCCAGCGGCAGCAGCAGCUGCUGCAGCGCGGCCAGGCGGCCGACACGCGUGUCAUGACGAAGGGCGAGAAGACGCGCGACGCCAACCGCCAGCGCCAGGUGCGACGCCUGCAGAAGCAGUUCGGCAACCGGCAGCGCUUCGACUACAACCGCUACCAAAUGAAGAACCGUGACGCCUCGGUCACUGUGCGACCCGACUGGGUGGUCAUCGAGGAGAUGGACUUCCCGCGCCUGCAGAAGCUCUCGCUGCCCAGCGUCGGUGAGCCGGUCGACUUGUACAAGUGCGGCGCUGUCAAGUACUACAACAGGCUGGUGGACCGCAUCAACGUCAAAAGGCCGGAAGUGCUUGAGCGCAUCGACCGCAUCCACCACAAGGUCACGACCACGGACGACCCGAUCAUUCGGAAGCUGGCCAAGUCUGGCGGCAACGUGUUCGCCACCGAUGAGAUCCUGGCCACGCUCAUGUGCUGCACGCGCAGCAACUACUCCUGGGACAUCGUCGUCCAAAAGAUCGGCAACCUGAUCUUUUUUGACAAGCGUGACGAGUCCGAGUUUGACCUGGUGACUGUUUCGGAGACGUCGCGGGAUCCGCCCAACGACGAGGGUCCGUCCAUCAACUCGCCGAGAAACCUAGCCAUGGAGGCCACCUUUAUCAAUCAUAACUUCCCCGAACAGGUGCUGUUGAACGACUACAAGCGGCAAGAGUUCGAGCACCCGAACCCGUUCGUGGAGGAGGAGGACGACCCGGAGUCGAUCGCGUCUGUCGCGUACCGCUAUCGGCAGUUUUCGCUGGGCGACGACGUCGAGCUAGUGGUGCGCACCGAACACGACGCGGCCGUAUACGGCGCCGAAGGCCAGUUCAUGACCAUCCGCGCGCUCAACGAGUGGGACCCCAAGCACGCCAACAACGUGGACUGGCGCCAGAAGCUGGACACGCAGCGCGCCGCCGUGCUCGCCAACGAGCUCAAGAAUAACAAUUGCAAGAUGGCUAAGUGGACGGUACAGUCUCUGCUGGCCGGCUCGGGCAUCAUCAAGUUCGGCUUCGUGUCGCGCGUGGCACCGCGCGACUCUAGCAAGCACGUGAUCCUGAACGUGAUGCACUUCAAACCGAGCGAGUUCGCGACGCAGAUCAACCUGUCGAUGGACAACGCCUGGGGCAUCCUGCGCUGUAUUGUCGACAUCAUCCGCGCCCGCGAGCCGGGCAAGUACCUGAUUAUGAAGGACCCCAACAAGCAGAUGGUCAACCUGUAUGACAUCCCAGACGACACAUUCGAGACAGACGAGGACGAGGAAGACAGCGAUGAGGGUGUGGAAGAGGAGGAUGACUGAGCGCCGCGCUCAGAUACGGGGUGUGAUAAUCCGCGAAAAAUUCUGGCUUUGGCUAUCCUGUUGGAGAUUUUCUAGCUUGGUGUUGUUUAUGUCAUUGACGCAGUGUCUCUUUGGAAUGUCGCAAUAGUUAGGUGGCCCUAUAUUUUACUGGUAUACGCGCUUGGUUAGUGCGUUCCUUUAUCCAGCAAUUGCCGAAAAUAAAUAUCUGGCCCUGUCA